Molecule: messenger RNA, 4804 nt
Organism: Capsaspora owczarzaki ATCC 30864
Lineage: Eukaryota; Filasterea; Ministeriida; Capsasporidae
Exons: 4
Coding region: 71-4525 (1484 amino acids)
Biological process (GO): response to starvation; autophagy
Cellular component (GO): cytoplasm
Molecular function (GO): protein binding
Source: RefSeq, a predicted model, not a curated record
GAUUUGCAUUGGAUUUUUUUUUAUUGGAUUUUUUGGAAUUUUUUUUUUUUUUUUUUUUUCGGGAAAGCAAAUGCCAGCCGAUACAAGCACCCCGACUGGUCGUCGGGUCCGGCCGCAUCCCUUGCACGAGAAGACUUACUUUGAGAAGGCAACGGACUUUCUCAGCGACUACAUCCCGGCGGGUGGUCCUGCUGCCUGGACGGCGUCGCUGACUGCGGCAGUCACGGGCACCACGCCAGCAUCCGGCGGCAGCGCGUCUGCCCAGGGCGCAGCGGCAGGCGCUUCCGCCGCUGCCAAUGGGCGCGAACAGGUUCGAUGGGUCAAGAUUCAAAUGGGCGACUCGGGUGUUGUGGACGAUAUGUCCAUGGUUGGCGACCGCAUUUUCAUUGUCGUAGGACUUGCCAACGGCAUCCAUGUCUGGGACGCUUCCAACAGCCACGACGGCAUUGUGGAAGUUGUGUCGCGUCGAGACUGCUUUGUCAAGACUGCAAGCAUCCUACUCAAUCCGUCACAGCGCAUCGGCACAGACAAGUUUGCGCACGUACGACCGCUCAUGGCCAUGGCUAUCGAUGCUGCGAAUGAGCCGGCAAUGGCUGGAACCACACAGCAGCUUCUUUCGAAUGGUGGCGUUGAUUUGCUUUCGACAGAAAACACGGCGCGCUCCUCGGCACCCAACAACAACGCGGUUGGAUCCGCGCGCUCUGCAUCGACGGCACCUCUCGGUAGUCUGGGCGAGUUUCUGCUCUUCUUUUCGUUGGAAAGCCAUGGCGUGGUCGAGCGACACCGUUGCCGUUCUGCCAUCCAAUCCAUCCAGUCCAAUCGUCGUGUCAUUGCCGUCGCCUUGAUUGACCUGGUGUGCAUUUUCCACGCUCACGACCUCAAGCCCUUUUUCAUCAUCCCGCAAGUCUUUCCGUCGCAGGGCCCAAACUUUAAUCCCAUCGCGCUGAGUCCGCGCUGGAUUGCGUAUGCCACAAACCGACUCUCGUCGCAGCCCAUCAAGCCGAACGGCACCCCCACGCUUUCUCAUAUGGCCACCGACGUUGCCAAGGACAUGAUGGCCUCCCUGCUUUCGCUCGGUGAAUGGAGCAAAGACACGGUGACUGGCUACGUGACGGAAAUGCUUCAGCAAAAGAACGCUUCUGCUUCCUCUGCAACCAAGAGUGGCAAAUCCGACCGUCUCAACCACCUGUCUCAAAGCCAGCGCGAUCAGCUGAGCUUCACGUACCAGCAGGCGCUGGUGCAGCGUGCACGGCUCGCUGACGCCAAUCCCGCUUGCAUUGGAGCCGUGGCUGUUCGCGAUGUCGUGACCCGGCACACGGUGGUCAACUUCCAGGCCAUGCGACAUGAGAUUGGAGCCCUGGCCUUCGACCCCUCUGGCACGCUGCUGGGCUCUGCCUCGCACCAAGGCCACAGCUUUAACGUGUACAAAAUUUUCCCAGCCUACCGCGCCCCGAGUGCUGCCGACACGGUGUCAUCGAAUGCGGGUGCGGCCGUCGACGAGCCUCCGCGCCAGUUUGUCGUGCGCCAAAUCUACAAGCUGAGCCGCGGACUCACGGCGGCAACCAUCCAGGACGUCUCGUUCAGCUCAGACUCGCGCUGGGUGGCGCUCACGUCGGGCAAGGGCACCACCCACGUCUUUGCCAUCAACCCUUUUGGCGGGCAGGUCAAUGUGUGGACGCACGCUCGUGCCAACGGGCACGGGCCGGCUGACGGCGCCCAGGCUUUUGUCUCAACGCUUGGCUCGGGCACUGCCCAGUCCAUGGUGGACGACUUGCUCAAGCAACAGGUGGCGGAAGUCAACGCGCGGGCGAGUGCUGUCGCGCCUGCAAACACCGCUUCCGCCAACAACCCUUCUUUGGGCUCCUCGGUUGUGGCAGCCGCCACCGCCGUGAUGGCAAGCCUGUCGUCGUCGACGCCCGCCGGCGCUGCGGCGGCGACAUCUCCAAGCUCGAGCUCGACUGGCACCUCAACGCCGGUGGCUUCGGACGGCAGUGCCCAAACGUCGCUGUUUGCCCGCUCGCUCAACACGCAAGCCACUGCUGCCCAAAUUGCGCAAAUGCAGCAGCCGCACUUUGAAUCCGCCUACGCCAUGUACACGAACAUUCUGAGCGGAAUUUACCGUCAACACUUGCAACGGGGUAUUCUCGAAGGCUACGUGCCCCCGAAUCUCGACCCAGAGCUGGUCAGCCGAGCGGACACUGGUGGCUUCCCCUUCCCUCCGCACAUGGACAACGUGCUGCUCUUUGCCAUGCCCAACCUCUCACUUGAUCCAUUGGCGCGGCUGUGGAAUCCUGCUGCUGCCGCCUCGGAUCCCGCGGCCGUGACUGACGCUGCGGCUCAUGUGUCGACCAGCAACAAGCACGGCAAGCCAAGCUCGACCCGAACAGGGAUGACGGCGCGGCACCAAUUGCAGCAGAAUCUUGGCGUGACCACUUCCGACCGCUCGACCACGAUGACUGGAGGAGCGGCUCCGGCAUCAUUCGCCGCCGUGUCGACCAUGUUCAUGCCAGCGUCCUCUUCUUCCAGUGGCGUGGUUUCCCUCGCUGUUGUCACCCAUGCCGGUGCCAUGAAGACGUAUCACCUGGCGCCGUAUGCCAAGGAGCCUGCGAAUGGUCUGAUUGGCGCGUCUGCGUCCGCCAUUUCCACUCUGGCGUCGGGUCUGAUUGGCGCGCCGAUGGGCAGCGGUCGCCCAGCCCACUCGGGUGGAGACUCACCCGGUUCGGUGACAUCCUUUGCCGACGACGCAUCCAUGCUUGCGCUUGAUCUGGUUCCCGCCCAGGAGUGGGACUUGCUCCGGCAUAGCGAUUGGCCGGUGGUUGCUUGUCCCAUCCGGCAGCUGGCCGCUCCAGUCAGCCGCAAGCCCAUUCCUCCACCGCUCAUGACUCCGACGACGCCGAUCGCAACACCCAAGUGCGACGAGGCCGUUUCGCCAGGACCCCUUUCGCCCCGGGAACAAGACGACGCCAAGUGGAUGUCCAACCUUGAAAUUGGCUCGUACUCGAUGAACGAGCGGCCUCUGUGGAAGGGACCGCAGUUUUCCUUCAAGGUGUACAGCGUGGCGCCGCAUGCAGUGUUGCAGCCGUCCGCGGUGGACUUUGGGAGCACCACUGAAUACAUUAAUCCGCUGCACGAGUCGACGCCCGUGUCGCUGACCAUGGAGGACGAGCUGCUCGCGCGCAGCGUCACCAUUCCGAACGAGGCGCCAAUCCCCUUCGAGCCGUACAUUGAGAUGGCAUCGAGUGAGUACCUGUUUAUCGAGAGCGAUAGUACAGGAAGUCGGACUGCAGUCAAUGGCGGCAAUACUCGGGCUCCACGAGCUGUGACGACAGAGAGAUCGCUCGAAGAAAGCCUCACUGCCGCCAUGGUCGACGCCGACGCAGACGCGCGCUCUGAUUUCAUUGCCGUCUCUGGUACAGUUGUCCCGGACGAUGAAGGCGCAGCUGCCCCAGGCGCUGUGUCCAACACCGUUGCUGGUGCUGCUGCUACUGCCGCUGGCUCGAGUUGGUCGAGUUGGGCGUCCAACAUCGCGAAUCAAGCUUCUGGCAAGCUGGCUGGCCUGACCACUGGCUUUUCCGCAUCAAAGCAAACGCCCGACGGCAGCAGCUCUGCGUCUGUCCAACAACAACUACAACAGCAGCAGCGAAAGGACUCGACCCCGGUUUCAGCUCAGCCAGUCGCCGCUCCUCGUAAGCGAACGUCACAGUCGUUUUACCCGGAUCAGCUCUUGAGCGAACCCGAAACGGCGUCUGAAUUUGACCAACAGGACGAAGAAGACGGCGAAGACCUUGGCGAUUUGCAAACUGCUGCCUCACGACAACAACACGCUCCCCAUCCCAUGAUGGAGGGUUCCAUGUAUCCGAUCGAUCCAAAGCAAGACAUGGCUCAAGCUCCAUUGGUGCCUGACAAUCUCACGCUGUUUGAAGCUGCUGCCAGCCACCAUUCCGGCAUUCUUGGCAAUGCGAAUGACGGUGACGACGAUGACGACGACGACAACGCUGUCGCUGCUGGUGACCGGUCUCCAUCGCCGCCUUCUCUGAUUGAAGAGGCCAAAGAAGAGUCUGCCAUCGCGCCAAGCGGCGCGGCCGACCCUGAUGAAUGGGUGUCGGACAUUGCCACCACGGCCGACGACGACGUUGUCGAAGCUGGACAAAGUGACUCGGAGGCGUCAUCGUCACCGCCCGAUCUUGUCGGCGUCACUGGCAACUUUAGCGGUGACCUGGCUGAGCCCGCGGGCUGGUCGAAAGGCGAAUCCGAGCACAGCUCGCCCGCAGACCCGAUGGCAUUGUCGCAAGAUUCCGCGCCCUCUCCCCCUCAAGAUGUCGAGUCACCUGAGCAUGAUGACCAAGACGAGGGUGACGAAACGCCAGAACAAGCAAACAAUGCUGUUUCCAGCGGCAGCAGCAACAGCGCUGGCGGCGGUGGCGGCGGCGGCUCCUCCUCUGCAAAACAUCGUGGCCACUCUUCGCGCAAAUCCAACAAGAAACGCUGUGCGCGUCGUGGAGCGUCAAACACCACCAAAGCCUAAAAAAACUUCAAGUUGAAAAAAAGCCAACCUACAUCAAGGUUUAAACUCAACCUACCUUCGAAAGAUUAAAAAAAAAAAACGUUUGUCGUUUGUGUUGUCAAUGUGCGCUUGAGCUCACUUUUUUUUUUUUGUUGUUGUUGUUGUUGUUGUUGUCGUUGUCGGGAAUGUCGGUGUGGUUAUGUGUAACUCACUGUAUGCUUAGCAGAAAUAAUCACCGUGUACGUUGCAUUCGACUCGAAUACUUUUUGAAAAUAAACGAACGAAUCAAAUCAUUUCAAC